AUCCGUCACGUGGCACUGGCACAGGUACAGGGACAGCCGGCCGAGCCAACCCAAGCCCAAACCCAAGCCCAAGCCCAGAGUAAGGUUUCGGGCUUUCGUCUUCUCCUUCGUCAUCUCCUUGUUCCACGCCACCCCGACCGCCGCUGCCACCUCGUGUCCUUGCUCGUCGCCGGCGAGGCCUCCUCCCACCCAAUUUCCUUGACGAGAGGCGCUGCUCUCUUCCCCGGACCUCUCCUGAGGCCUUGCCUGCCGUCGAUUUUGGCCUAAAAUACACUUCAGCACUCAGAUUUUGAAGGCCCAAUCUCGAGAAAAAGCCCCAGCCCUAAUAACUCUCAACUCCCAAGCCGUCAGCGUCGACCCCCGCCUGACGCCUGUUCGCCCGUUCUUCCUCUCCCCGGAGCGAGAUACGACGACGUGCCGCCGCCAGCUGCCUCCGCGCGAAGACGACGCCACACGCACCGCUGGUAGGCGCGCAGCCGUAGAGGGGACUGCCCCGGCCCGGCCGAUUCCCGAUCUGCUACUCUCGGAUUCCCCCGUCGCCUUGCGGGCUGCGGCCGCCCUGCGCUUUGCGGGCUGCGUCCAGCGGAACCUCACCUCUCCCAGCGCCCCGCAGGGUAGUCUGACUCUGACCCCAGCGUGUGACGCGCCUCCAGGCCUGCAGCUGACCCCUUGCCAACUGGUUCCUGUUUCGCUGGGUUGAGGAGAACCAUGCCAGAUGUGAAGCCCGCCGCUGCUGCUGCCACAGUCGCCAAGGCGGCGGCUGGUGACUCGCCUUCCCCUGCUGCUACUCCUGCUCCUGUGCCGGCGGUGGCCAACAGCAAUGGGACGCCGCAGAAGCCACCUCCUAUUCCAGCCGCCGCCUUUGACAUGCCCAAGCCAAACCUUCGGGGUCUUAACAAGCCCAAGUGCAUCCAGUGUGGUAACGUCGCCCGUUCCCGGUGUCCGUUCCAGUGUUGCAAGAGCUGCUGCUACAAGGCCCAGAAUCCUUGCCACAUCCAUGUUCUGAAGCAGACCAACACAUUGCCAGAUAAGCCAUCACCUGCUACUGCUCCUGCAACAGAACAGCCGUCUACCAAUUUACCUGCAACCAGUUCAGCAUCAAGGCUGGCUGCCUUGCAAAAGCUUCCCCAGCAUUUUCUGAAGUCUCUCCAAACAAAGAAGUCGCUUACCAAAAAGGAUGUUGUGGGUAUAAACAAGUGGAGGUUUAUGAAGCUAAAGGAACAUAUGCAAGGAGAUAUUGAUGCUGAAAAUGAAGCAUAUGAGAGGUAUACACAGAAUGUUGGGUUACUGGAGGAAACAUUCUGUCCCAUGGAAGAUGCUGAUGUUGAGCCAGAAGCUGAAGCAACUUCUUCAGAAGAAGAGAGGAUGGACUUGUUGGUUUCGGAGGCAAAGGUGAGGUUGAAGUCAGAUAACGAAACUGCUGAUAGCUUCAAGGAGAGGGUUGCCACUAUCUUGGACCAGAAGCUGAAGAAACUGCUUGAGAGCCAAAGCGCCAAUGAGGAUGACAAACCAUCUGAUCCAACUCAGGAUGAUCAUCCAAGCCCAAUGAAGUUUAUCGCAAAGCAGAAGAUGGAGAGAACCGCGAAACUGAACGAGCUGCUUGGUAAGCUGACAAGAGCACGGAGCGAGGAUGAUCUGAAGCCUUGCCGUGAUCUUAUUGAGCAGCUGUUUGGGAAGGAGAACUGUGCAUCUGUGGACAAGCCAGACAGAAUGGAGACGGAGGCGGGCGAUCAAGAGCCGACUGCAGCAGUAGCACGGCCUUAUUCCAUCCCAAAGUUGUGCACUAGGAUGGAGGUUGAUGAGGACUUGGCCUCAAAGAUCAAUGAUGAAUUGUCCUCGUUGGGUCAUGUGGUGCAGCUCUGAAUCUGAAAUCUGAGCUCCUUUGAUGUGUACUAACUAGGCUCAACAGUGUUAUUCAUCCAUGUGCUGGCCUAAGCAAGUGUUUGGCUGUUUGAAGUGAGGCCAAAGCAGCGUGGCAACUAGGGUGACGCUGCGUUUUCUUGUAUCCUGUUUCUUGUCCUGUAUUUAUUCAAUUAUUCUGGUACAUGAAGUAUGAAUGGAUAGAAAAGAAAAUGUCGCAUCAAAGGCCUUGUUUA
Molecule: messenger RNA, 2096 nt
Organism: Sorghum bicolor (sorghum)
Lineage: Eukaryota; Viridiplantae; Streptophyta; Magnoliopsida; Poales; Poaceae
Exons: 6
Coding region: 709-1863 (384 amino acids)
Source: RefSeq, a predicted model, not a curated record